AAUCGUGAAGACACUACUAACAUUUCAAAUAUAACAAACAAUUCUCCACGUACUCUUACCACCGCAAAUCCUAUACUUACCGCAAAAAUUCAUGAUAAAAUGUGUUAUUUUAAUGGAUUCGAUGAUUCUGAACCUCCACUCAAUAAUAAUUAUAUAUAUGACCUUGAACUUGGUCCUAAAAAUCAGAAAAACAAAAGAAUUACUCAAAAUUAUGUGAAUCUUUUUAUUAAAGAAUUUGACAUCCAAUUCGAAGAAACACAAACUAAUGAGAAGUGGAAUGAACCUACAAUUACUGAAAUUGCCGAAGCCUAUUUCAAAACCUUGAAAAAGGAACGAAAUACUACCCCAGCUGUAAAGCUUUUGAAUGAUCAACGCGCACGGUGCCGCAAACGACGUGAUACA
Molecule: messenger RNA, 402 nt
Organism: Racocetra persica
Lineage: Eukaryota; Fungi; Glomeromycota; Glomeromycetes; Diversisporales; Gigasporaceae
Source: the annotation of a GenBank genome assembly